Molecule: messenger RNA, 605 nt
Organism: Gopherus flavomarginatus (Mexican gopher tortoise)
Lineage: Eukaryota; Metazoa; Chordata; Testudines; Testudinidae
Gene: RPL23A
Product: ribosomal protein L23a
Exons: 5
Coding region: 87-554 (155 amino acids)
Biological process (GO): translation; ribosomal large subunit assembly
Cellular component (GO): ribosome; cytosolic large ribosomal subunit
Molecular function (GO): rRNA binding; structural constituent of ribosome
Source: RefSeq, a predicted model, not a curated record
CCUGAUCUCGCGUGGCUAGUGCCUACUCUCGUGAGAGAGGGCGCUAUAAACCCGUGCGAGGCGGCCGAGCAGGCCCUUUUCCCAAGAUGGCGCCGAAGGCGAAGAAGGAAGCUGUCCCCACCAAGAUAGAGGCAAAAUCCAAGGCUCUGAAGGCUAAAAAGGCCGUUUUGAAAGGAGUCCACAGUCACAGGAAGAAGAAAAUCAGGACAUCUCCCACUUUCAGGAGGCCCAAAACUUUACGAUUACGGAGACAGCCCAAAUAUCCUAGGAAGAGUGCUCCUCGGAGGAACAAGCUUGACCACUAUGCCAUUAUCAAGUUCCCUCUGACCACAGAGUCAGCCAUGAAGAAGAUAGAGGAUAACAACACCCUGGUCUUCAUUGUAGAUGUCAAGGCCAACAAACAUCAGAUCAAGCAGGCUGUCAAGAAACUGUAUGAUAUUGACGUGGCCAAGGUCAACACAUUGAUCCGGCCUGAUGGUGAGAAGAAGGCUUAUGUCCGUCUUGCUCCAGACUAUGAUGCAUUGGAUGUAGCCAACAAGAUUGGAAUAAUCUAAAGGGUAUCCACCAAGAACUGGGCAGAUGAGAUAAUAAACUUUGUAAAACCA